AUGUCUUCUGUACCGAUUGCUGGACUACAGCCGAUCGUUUUGCCAACGACACCUGUUUGGACGACUGCACACUUUCCGGACUUCAUGCGAUCACCGAUGAUUCUGCCGAAAAGUGGACCACUAGUUCCUCAGCCGAUGGUGAAGACUCCCAUUGUCCCCACGUCAAAACCUCAGAUGAAACAUACGGUCACCAACAUUCUUGGUACGUCAAACAAGGUGAAUGUUGACCCGUUGAAUCAUCGAAAUUCAUCGCCAUUCCAAUUUGUCAAAAAGGAGAACACCUUGCCGUAA
Molecule: messenger RNA, 291 nt
Organism: Cooperia oncophora
Lineage: Eukaryota; Metazoa; Nematoda; Chromadorea; Rhabditida; Trichostrongylidae
Source: the annotation of a GenBank genome assembly